This is a messenger RNA of Uloborus diversus, 606 nucleotides long. RefSeq names its product speckle-type POZ protein-like B. The record is from RefSeq and is a predicted model, not a curated record. Gene Ontology annotation, molecular function: ubiquitin protein ligase binding. Gene Ontology annotation, biological process: regulation of proteolysis; proteasome-mediated ubiquitin-dependent protein catabolic process. NCBI's taxonomy places the organism in Eukaryota, Metazoa, Arthropoda, Arachnida, Araneae, Uloboridae. Gene Ontology annotation, cellular component: cytoplasm. The transcript has a single exon. The coding region runs from base 1 to 606 and encodes 201 amino acids.
AUGCUGGGAUGGCAAUUUUCUAAUGUCAUUAUAUUUUCAGAUGAAAGGAAAGAAACAUUGCUGAGCUGCGAUUCAAAAUUGUCGUCUGAUUUCGAGAAAUUGUUCGAGAAUUGCCAACUUUCGGACGUCACCUUGAAGCUUGGUGAUCAGGAAUUCCGAGCCCACAAUUCUGUGCUCAGUGCUCGAUCGAAGGUGUUCGCAGCGAUGUUCGAGCACGACAUGAAGGAAAACCGACAAGACAUGGUGGACCUCGUGCAAAUGGAGGCGGACACGGCCCGAGACAUGCUGCGCUUCAUCUACUGCGGAAAAGUGCGCGAAUUGACUCCUUCCGAAGCCCUCAAUGUCUAUGUAGCAGCCGAUCGUCAUGAUCUGGAAGAGCUAAGAAUCGUCUGCCGGGACAUCGUUCUAAAGGGCAUUUCCAUGGCUAACGUUUGCGAUGUUGCUGCGAUUGCCGACAUCCACAACGAUGAACUACUGAUUGGAGAACUGAAAUCUUUCAUAUCAAAGAAUGGAAAAGACAUUGUAAACACUGAGAAGUGGAAAACCGUAUGCACUAAUAACCCAGCUUUGGGUGCAAAAAUGUUUGAAUGGCUCUUUCGGCCUUGA